AUGCAUGAAUUCGCCCUCUAUGGUCAGGUCAGCAAAGAUGCUCAUCACCAAGUCCUCCAACAGCUAGCUGGCUAUACACGCAUGCAGCCACAGAAAGUUGUGGAGGUCCACUUGAUCUUCAAAGCUCGUUCACCACCGGGGCUGGAUAAUAUCCCUUCGGCCGGUGGAUCACAAGGCAUUAUGCAACCAGAGGUUCAGAAGAUCAGAGCGAUGCUCAAUGGGAGCCUGUACUAUGUUCAAUUGGUUGGUGAAGUAGCUUUGGGCGAUACCAAGAAUCAGCUCGAUGGCGACGUGACCAUGACAACUAAUGGGAGUGGUGAUCCCUCCGUCAGCCAAACGAAAAUCAAAUGGACAUUCGAGUUCAAGGACACCCCGGAAGCCGGCAAGCAGGCGGUUAGUACCAGGCUAAUUCACAAGGUACCAUUAGAAGACGGAGAUUUUGUCCAGUUUUUGAAUGCCUUUGGCUAUGACUACGUCUCUCGAUAUUUGGUAGUGGGCUGGAACUUCUACGAUCAAGACACUACUCUUUCUGUUCACAAAGUAGUCCUGCUUCCUCAAGCUGUUGCAGAGAGUGCUAUGAACGACACAACCUUUCUCUCGGAUAUUUCCAAGCUCAAAGAUCUUGAUCAGUCUGGUGGGUAUAUUAUGCAGACAACGGUUGAAGUGGUUGAUGGUAACGCCCCUGAACUCAAAGAGAAGGGCACCAGACAGUUACUGGCACACAAAGAAGCAUUGAAACAGGCAGUAGACUUGACUCCAGGUGAUAGAUUGGCCUUGGAUACUCGUGUGCCCGUUACAGGGCGUAGAUAG
This is a messenger RNA of Exophiala spinifera, 810 nucleotides long. RefSeq lists its product as uncharacterized. Gene Ontology annotation, biological process: termination of RNA polymerase II transcription; regulation of transcription by RNA polymerase II. The transcript has 2 exons. Bases 1 to 810 code for a protein of 269 amino acids. Lineage: Eukaryota; Fungi; Ascomycota; Eurotiomycetes; Chaetothyriales; Herpotrichiellaceae. Gene Ontology annotation, molecular function: transcription coregulator activity. Gene Ontology annotation, cellular component: mediator complex; core mediator complex. The record is from RefSeq and is a predicted model, not a curated record.